This is a messenger RNA of Trypanosoma conorhini, 1020 nucleotides long. RefSeq lists its product as uncharacterized. Lineage: Eukaryota; Euglenozoa; Kinetoplastea; Trypanosomatida; Trypanosomatidae. The record is from RefSeq and is a predicted model, not a curated record. The transcript has a single exon. The coding region runs from base 1 to 1020 and encodes 339 amino acids.
AUGGGACGUGUGAAGUUUCCUUGCAUGCCUCCGCUCACCUAUGCGAGGCGGGAUGCCGCCGCGGCGUGCAAGGAAAAACGAGCACCGUCGCUAGUGCCGCUGCAACACUCUGUGAUAACUUUUGGCUCGCACCACAAUGCACCCCACCUGGUCCCCUUUAACGCCGUUGUGGAGGGCAACCGCACAGGUGAGGUGCGUCUGGCGCAUUCUGGCGAGCAGCGAAGAUCCCGGGACGAGGGGGUUGAGGCUGAGCAGAACAAAAUUAGGCAGCUUAGUGCAGAGCUGCAGCGGGCACUGGACAAGUUACGGGUGAAGAACAAUGAGGAGCAAAAACUUCGACGGAGGGCGGCGGUAGCACAACUUCAAUUGGCGGAGGAAGUGGAGCGGCGAACGUCUACCGUCCAUGGUAUCCUGCAGUUAAUGAAGCUUCAGGGGGACUUCAUGCGCGGAACCAACGCCGAGGUUUGUCGCCUUCUUCAAGUAGCUGGAGAGGAGCGCGACGCGGCUGUUCGCAGCCUCAGCGACGAACGCGCGUCGAGGGUCGGUGAAGGAAAGGCGCAAGAAAAACUAAAUUCCCUUCAGAUAGAAAACGAUGGUCUUCGACAGCAACUUGAGGAGGCGUGGAGGGCAAAGACGGGGUUGGAAAAUGACUAUAAAAGACUUCAGGGAGAAAAAGAGAAGGAUGAGGUCAAUUUUUCGAAACUCAGGCAGCAACUAGAGCUGGACCUCAUGCGCACGCAGGCGCAACUCCAAGGCGUCAAUAGGGAGCUCGCCGAGGCAAAGAACACAAUGACAACCUCUGACACCCAACUGCAGCAGGUUCAACUCUUCAUUCAGAUGGUGUGUCAGCCGGAUUUCUAUGUCGUGAAGGACAGGUCACUGGAGCCUGUGGAUAAAAACAGACGUGAUCCGACAGGAUUUGUCCUUGUGCCUUUGGCGGUCUUACUGCAGGGGUACACGCUGCUUGCGCCAAGUUGUCGUCAGGACCUCAUUGAAUCCUAUCGGGCCCGCCUUCCAUAG